GUGUGUGAAGUGCGCGUGCAGCAUCAACAGGAGACGCUUCACGGCAGCUUGUUUUUCCCUCCACGCUGAACUGGUGUUUGUCGUUACGCACGAGAGGAAAGGAGCAGGACGAGUCUUACACCAUGUCGCCAACUUGUUGAUGUUGCUGCCACUUAUUUUUUUCUGCCGUCAUUCUGGGAUGUGAAGAUGCCACAUUCUGUCAACUCCUUCCCGACGGAAACACUCAUCUCAAAAACCUUCCCUUUGGACUUAAUCUCUACCAGCGUGUGGCCUACAGAGCCGUACGCAGCAGACAGCUUCAUCGGCAGCGUCAGCAACAUCAGCAACGUCAGUGGCAUCAGUGGGAAAGGAAUCCUCCGCUGCACCUAUAAGGAAGACUUUAAACGUAUCUUACUCCCUGCUGUGUACACCUUUGUGUUCAUUCUCGGACUUCCUCUCAAUGCUGCUGUCAUACUGAAAAUAUGGAGGACUCGGCCCAAUCUGUCCAAAAACAACAUUUAUAUGCUCAACUUGGCUAUAGCCGACCUCCUGUAUGUGAUGUCACUUCCCUUGCUUAUCUACAACUACGGCAGUCAUGACUACUGGCCCUUUGGGGAGUUUACUUGUAAGUUGGUCAGGUUUCAGUUCUACAGUAAUCUCCAUGGCAGCAUCCUCUUCCUCACCUGCAUCAGUGUGCAGCGCUACGUGGGCAUUUGCCAUCCCCUGGCGAUGUGGCACAAGCAAGGUGGACGCAGGCUGGCAUGGUGUAUCUGCGGAGGGGUGUGGCUGGUGGUCACCAUCCUGUGCGCUCCGACUUUUCACUUCGCUGCGACGGGAAUCCAGCGAAACCGCACCGUGUGCUAUGAUUUGAGUACGCCAAAGAGAUCAGUAGACUACUACCCUUAUGGCAUGGCUCUGACCUGCCUCGGCUUCGUGUUGCCUUUCAUGGGCGUGAUGGUGUGCUACUGUCGGAUGGCCCACAUCCUCUGCCGCCCAGUGUCCUACGAGGGCGUCUCCAUCGCCACUGGGGAGAAGCGAGACAAGGCGGUGAGGAUGAUCAUUGUGGUGGCGGCGGUGUUCUGCAUAAGCUUCCUGCCGUUUCACCUCACCAAGACCAUGUACCUGGUGAUACGUACUCUUCCAAAUGCACCCUGCGAGAUGAGAAACUUGUUUUCGAUCAUCUAUAAAAGCACCAGGCCGUUUGCCAGCAUGAACAGCUUUCUGGACCCCAUACUGUUUUACUUCACCCAGCCUCGCUACCGCCGGAGCACCAGGAGGUUUAUGCUCAAAGUCACCACCCUCAGGGACAAGGGCACCAGUGUGUGAGCUGACAGUACAUCAUACACUGCAACAGUAUUUCUUUAAGCCUUGUUGCUACACCAGUGGUGGAUCCCAGGAGGCUGCAAAGUGGUUCAUGUAUCGGUAGCUGAGUUUUUUUUUAAAAAACAAGUUUCCUCGUGCAUGAAAUGAAAGCCUUGUGCUUUACCUACUGCUCACCACAACAAAGAGCUACCUUCCUGAGAGGGUUUGAAAAUGAUUUAGAGGCACUGACAUAUCAAGAAGCCUUCUGAAAUAUGGCAAGCUGUUUUAACAUUUAAUGGCCAGACUGGAUACAUGGUGCAGAUAUCCAUAAUUCAAUUCUUCCUACAUAGAGAGCAUUUCAGACAUUCAUAAUGUCAUUCUUCCCAGGAACAACGACGCCACUUUUGACAUUGAUGUGUAUUAGGCUUUCAUCUUCAGAUAUCCACGUCAUUGUAAAUCCACCAAAAACAUUCAGGAUAUCUGCAGCAGAAUUCUUGUUAGGAAAACUCCAAUUUAGUGGUUAGCAUUGUUGCCUCACAGCUAAAAGGUUCCUGGUUCGAACCCAGGUUGGGGGAGCUUCCCUGUGUCAGCAUGGGCACCUCUAGGUACCCUUGCUUCCUCCUACAGUCCAAAGACAUGCAGGUUAACUGGUGACUCUAAAUUGCCCGUUGGUGGAAAUGUGGGCAUAAAUCUAUGUGUCAGCCCUGUGAUAGUCUGGCGACCUGUCCAGGGUGUACCCUGCCUCUCGCCCAGUAUCAGCUGGGAUAGGCUCCAGCCCCCUUGCGACCCCCAACAGGAUAAGCGGUUACGGAAAGUGAAUGGAUGAAAGAAUGCACAAUACAUUUGAAGAUAGCUGCACUUGCAUUGUUGCUAGUUAGUUUUGGAUAUUCAAAAUGACAUUAUGGAUAUCUGGAACGUUUUUUUCUGGAUAUUUGAAAUUAAAAUUAUGAUUAGUAACAACUGGAUUGUAGAUAUCUGAAAUUGGAUUUUUUUUUUCCUAUUAAGAACUGUGUUGCAGAUACCCUGAAUGUUCACUCUGAACAUCUAAAAUUCAAUUGUGGAUGUCCGAAAUUCAAAUCCAGAUGCCCAUGAGUAGCAAAAUUGAUGUAAUUUUUCCUAGGAAAAAUAAUGUUGAGGAUAUCUGAAAUGACUAUUUUAAAUAGGAAGAAUGACAUUGUGAAUGUGAUUACGGACAUCUGUAAUACACAUCUUUUUAUACUUUUCAAAGAUUUAAAGACAUCUUAAAUUUAGUUUUGACUUGUACAAAUUUCUACAUAUCUUAAAAUAAUAUUUUUUACGAGUAAGAAUGCAUUGUGGAUAUCUAUAUCUACCAUUCUGACUAGAGAGAAUACAGUUUUGAUUAGGAGAAAUGUUAAAUUGGAUAUCUAAAGUGUACUUGCACAGAGGAGUGUGAUUUGAUUAUAUGUUAAAACAACUUGCCAUACUGAAAUGCAAAAUGAAGGUUGUAAUCUCUUUAAUAUAAAAAGUAAACGGACGGAGAAAACCAGGAGGAAAAUUUCCCAGAGCUGAAAUAAAAAUGAUAUAAUCUUCAACGGGCAUUAACCAUCUCAGCCAUCACACUGUAUUUCUCUGGGGAACUCAGACAUUGAGGACACUUCUCAUUGAAAUUACAGAUACUGUCAUGCCUUUAUUUCAUGAUUAUUGAGGCUGAGUAGUGCUGUACAUGCACUAUUUGUAUCAGGGUAUUUACAUCCUGCAUUGUCCCUACUAUCUGUGAAAUGUUUAUUUUCAGUCUCCGCUGUGUGCUGGGUAGUAAAGAGAAACUUUUAUUAUUUUUGUAAAUAAUUAUUUUGUGUCACUCUGUGAAAUACAGUAUAAUAUAUGUAGAUGAUGCUAAUGAUAAUGCUCCAACAUGAUAAAAUAACAAGGAGUGUCUUCCUCCACAGUUUAAUGUAGAACUAAAAGUGAAAGAUGAUUUAGAGAUAUUGUACUGAAAUGGUUAAAGGGAGAAGGAAAGGUCAAUACAUGUAUUUUUGGGGAUAAAAUCCACCAUGGCACAAAGCCAUGUAAAUGCUUACAGUUACUGUACAUGUGUACGACUGCAUGCAUGAAGCACCUGUGUGGAAAUGUGCAUUUUUAUAUGGAGUAUUACACUUUGAUAUGAAGGCUUCUAUUGUUGUAAGACUUGUUGUUGCAUGUUUUCACCACUGGGUGGUGUGUGCGCUCCACUGCUGUAACCCCUCUGCACUGAAAUGCCAGCUCUAUUCUGUCUAUAAAUGGUGCGGUUAUGAGCACAUUAUCCAGUGAGGAUAAGAUCUUAGCUAUUACAAUCAGAGAUAAAUCAGUGCCAACAAAAGUUAAAUAUCCAGCUCAUGUCAGUCUGUAGUUUUGCCUUGUGUUCCUUAAAUUCUCUUGUGGACAAAGGAACCCCGUUUUAAAGUAUGUGCCAAUGUUAAUACAUUUAAGAGUCAUUAUCAGAUGCAUGAGGGGGAGGGAAAAUGCUAUUUUUAGACUUAAAUACAGGCUCUAAAUUAAGGGACAACCCUGCUUUUUCCCCACUUCCUGUUGUUGUGUGAACUCCUUCCAUGAAUUCAGGAUUUCUCUUCUAAGAAAUCAACUCUGCUGAUUGAAGUUUGGUGCUAUAGAGAUGAUAAAGGAUGAAUAAUAGGGAAUAGAGACUCUUAAAGAGGUUUCCAGAGUACAUGUGAAUUGUUUGGUACUUAGUACUGCUUUGAUUGCUCUACCUGGAUACAUACAGUCUAAAUUUGUACAGUCUAUACAAUUAAACUUGCUUCUACUAUUGCUUAUGGAGUUGCACCAAAUAACUGAGUUGCUGAGUUCAUGACUAGGGAAUCUGUAACGUUCAUGAAAUGGAUGCAGUUUGCUCUGUAGUUGGUUGUGACUUAAUUUUUCUGUUGUUUAAUGUUAAUUUAACUUAAUUCAAAUGUAAAUGUUUUUCCUAGCUCUUACUUUUCUGAUUACUUUUGCAGAAAACUGAGGUCUCGUUCACUUAAAGCAGCGGCUGUCAGCUGCCAGAGGGAAAAUAUGGAGUGAAAAAAGUUGAAUAAAUAUAAUUUAUGUGGAGGAAAUAAAGAAAGGGUUUGCUGAUACUAUCAAGCUGACCUUUAUCUGAUUAAAAUUCCCAUUUAUUGUUAGUGACUGAUAAAAAAUGGUGGAGUGGGGGAUGGGAUAUGAACUUUUUCCAACUUCUGAAGAGGGACAUGACCCAAAAAACAAAAAUGAGAAUCACUGCUUUAAGCGUUAACAGAUGUUGCAUGAAUUUGACCAGAUUGUACUCUGCUGUCAUAUCGGUAAUUCUGGCAUUGUUUUUGAUACACUGUUGUGAAUAGUGGUUUAAUGUGAACAUGUAAUUCCCAUGCAUUUUAAAUGCAAGGAACAUUUUGACCACAAUAUGCUUAAAAAUGUUAGGAACUUCCGAAUGUAUGUGUGUGUUCAGUGUGCUUAUUCAGUAGUGUAGUAAUAUAUCUUGAUGUUUAUGUCUGUCAGGUUGAAUAUUAGCAGUGUCAGAUGAUUUUUGUCUGUAGUGUGUGUGAGGUUAGUUUAGAGGGAUGACAUGUCUAUGCACUGUACCAACACAUUUGUGUCAAUCAGUAUUAUUUAGAAGAAUUCUUAUUUUUUGUAAUAAAAGAGUAAUAUCAGAAAUAGAAUUUUAUUUUUGUUACAUAGAUAUUAUUGUGUGAUGAAAAAGAAACAUGUAUGUUUUUAUAUGCAGUAUAUAAAUUAGUUUUUUCUUGUCUUACCAUGCAGCCCCCUUGAGUUGCUUGUGUAAAUGUUUUGGAUGUUGUCAUACUGUAACGAACAAACAGCCAUUAAAAAAGUCAUACAGCCUUUCA
Messenger RNA from Epinephelus lanceolatus (giant grouper), 5096 nucleotides. It is a transcript of the gene p2ry6, whose product is annotated as pyrimidinergic receptor P2Y6. Gene Ontology annotation, molecular function: G protein-coupled UTP receptor activity; G protein-coupled UDP receptor activity; G protein-coupled ADP receptor activity. Gene Ontology annotation, biological process: phospholipase C-activating G protein-coupled receptor signaling pathway; cellular response to pyrimidine ribonucleotide. Gene Ontology annotation, cellular component: plasma membrane. Lineage: Eukaryota; Metazoa; Chordata; Actinopteri; Perciformes; Serranidae. The record is from RefSeq and is a predicted model, not a curated record.